This is a messenger RNA of Helianthus annuus (common sunflower), 2880 nucleotides long. RefSeq names its product GPI ethanolamine phosphate transferase 3. The coding region runs from base 31 to 2817 and encodes 928 amino acids. Gene Ontology annotation, cellular component: endoplasmic reticulum membrane. Gene Ontology annotation, biological process: GPI anchor biosynthetic process. The record is from RefSeq and is a predicted model, not a curated record. NCBI's taxonomy places the organism in Eukaryota, Viridiplantae, Streptophyta, Magnoliopsida, Asterales, Asteraceae. The transcript has 20 exons. Gene Ontology annotation, molecular function: mannose-ethanolamine phosphotransferase activity.
AAAAAAAAUUAAAUCCUUCUCCACAUCGGAAUGGCAGUAACAGGGUGGUGUUGGGGUGACCGGAGAUCGGCUUUCACCGUCUUCUUCUUCCUCUUAUUUGUUCACUGUAUCGCCAUACUACUCUUCACCAGCGGUUUUCUUCUCACACGAACAGAACUUCCUCACUAUAGUCACUGUUCACAUGUCUCCCAAUCUCCUUGUCCUCAUCAAAAUCAUACUUGUUGGACUAAACCUGCCGUUGAUCGUAUUGUUAUCAUCCUUCUCGAUGCUCUCAGAUUUGAUUUUGUCGCUCCCAGUACUUUCUUCCAAGAGAAAAAACCAUGGAUGGACAAGCUGCAAGUGCUACAUAAACUUGCAUCUGAAUCAGGUGCUAGAAUUUUCAAAGCUAUUGCAGAUCCACCUACAACAAGUUUGCAGCGUUUGAAGGGUUUGACCACGGGUGGCCUUCCGACUUUUAUUGAUAUAGGGAAUAGCUUUGGCGCCCCUGCAAUUGUGGAAGACAACCUCAUACAUCAGCUUGUUCAAAAUGGAAAACGCGUAGUGAUGAUGGGAGAUGAUACUUGGACACAGCUGUUUCCUCAUCACUUUAAUAAGUCGUAUCCAUACCCCUCUUUUAAUGUUAAAGACCUGGACACGGUAGAUAAUGGUUGCAUCAAACACUUAAUUCCAGCCUUGUAUGAUGAUGAUUGGGAUGUUCUUAUAGCACAUUUUCUUGGCGUGGAUCAUGCUGGUCAUAUAUUUGGUGUUGAUUCAGUUCAAAUGAUUGAUAAACUGCAACAGUAUAAUGAACAGUUAGAGAAAGUUGUUGAAGUGCUGCAGAACCAAUCUGAUAAGGGUGGUCUGCAUGAAAAUACUUUACUUCUUGUUAUGGGUGAUCAUGGACAAACAGUGAACGGUGAUCAUGGUGGUGGGUCCCCUGAAGAGGUUGAAACAUCAAUCUUUGCAAUGCACUUGAAAAAGCCUUCAUUUCCCGUUCCAUCAGAGUAUGACACCUCAUCUUGUAAACUAGAUCUGGACGGAAGAAAGGUGUGCGUUAGUUCUAUUGAACAGCUUGAUUUUGCAGCAACAGUGUCGGCAUUGCUUGGAAUCCCGUUUCCUUUUGGAAGCAUCGGCCGAGUUAAUCCAAUGUUGUAUGCUUUAGCUGCCGGUACAUGGAAUCUUGAAAGCUAUGAUACGAGCAGUAGCCGCAGUCAAUUAAAAAUGGAAGAAUGGAUGCACAAUUAUGCCAAAGUAUUGUGUGUCAAUUCUUGGCAGGUGAAGAAAUACAUAGAUGUCUAUACAGAUUCAUCAGUUAUAGGAUUCUCCAUUGAUGAUUUGAAGCAUGUACAAGAGAUGUAUUCUCAGGCAGUCAACUGGUCAACGGAUUCCUUGCAUGAUGAUGUAUCAUCAUUUGAUGCUCUGAAAAAGCAAAUAGAUUUAUAUUCUAAUUUUUUGGCAAGUGUUGCUGAGCUGUCACGAACCAAGUUCACAGAAUUUGAUUUAAGGAUGAUGGGUAUUGGUUUUGGCAUUUUAUUGACAUCCAUAUUCAUCCAUUUACUUGUCAUCAAGCGCGUGGAUGACAUGUAUAUAGCCGAUUUCCCCUACCAGGAAAUUAAUACGGUUUCAUUCGGGUUGGUUGUUAGUUGUACUAUAGUGGCUGCACGCGCAUGUAGCUUCUUAUCGAAUAGUUACAUAUUGGAAGAAGGAAAAAUGACAAGUUUUCUUUUGGCCUCUAUUGCCAUGCUCGGAUUACACCGUUCAAUCAUGACUAAAAAGAUGAUACCUGAGGCUGCUGCCCUUGUUUUCUUGAUCUCCAUCUUGAGAUUUACAAUUGAACUAGGGCUAUCAAAGCAAGGUUCCCCUGAAGUAUCAUCAGAGUUCCGUAGUUGGGUGUAUGUAGCUGACAUAUUGCCAAUACUGCCUUUGAUCAUAUUGGCAUACCUGCUGUACAAAAGCAUUUCUAGCAGCUCUUGUAACUGGCUUUUGAAAUUUGUCAUCACUGGAAGCAUACUUAGCUAUAUUCUAGUUGCGUUGCAUUUGACCUUAGGAAGUAGUAGCUUAUCACAUAUGACACCGCCCAUAUUUGAUGGGAUUAAAGGCAGUUUGAUUCCUCGUGCUAUAUAUGUUAUCGGUAUUGCACAACUGUUGUUCCUUUCGGUUGUUCAGUUUUUUGAAGAAGAGAAAACUUCAAAGUGGGAAGAAACAACAUUGAUGAAAGCAGUUGGUAUGUUAUCUGUAUGGAGUUCCACUCUCAUCAUCUUGUCCGGGAAACAAGGACCCUGGGUUGCUUUGGCAUCAGUUAUUGGAGGCUGGCUGAUAUCGAGGUUAAGAGGUCUGGACCAGGAUUAUAAGAAUGGUUCAACCGGUCUGUUAGCUAGCUAUUCUUCUUCUGUUACACAGUGGAGCUUUUUAGCAUCAUGUCUUUUCUUUUGUACUGGUCAUUGGUGCGCUUUUGAUGGCCUUCGGUAUGCUGCUGCAUUCAUUGGGUUUGAUGAAUUUACUAUAAUGCCCCAAGCAAUCCUUCUAACAAUCGAGACAUAUGGCUUUUCUCAUAUUCUUCCAACUCUUGGACUACCAUUUCUUGUUGCAUAUCGACACUCGUUUAACAAAGCUAAGCAGACAAGGGAAUCUAUAAUCCAGCUAUUUCAGGUUUAUCUGAUAUACGGGCUUAUCAUGGCUGUUACAACCUCUUUCACUGUUCUCUGUGUCAUGAUCCAAAGACGGCAUUUGAUGGUAUGGGGAUUGUUUGCUCCAAAAUUUGUUUUUGAUGUAGUAGGACUUAUAUUGACGGAUGUUUUAAUUUGUGUUUCUUCCCUCAUAUACUUCGUUCGGACAUAGGUGUGUUAUCAAGAUAGAUAAUUAUAUUUUUGAAAAUUUUGUUAGUUAAUUUCAUUAAUCUUA